AUGUGGGGAGGCAGGAGGACAACUCAUCAUCCUCUAUCCAACCAUAUGACUAGAGAUGAGGUUGAACAAAAAGUUAUUGACGGUAACGUCCAGAUUGAAUGGCUUCAGUGGGCGAACGAAAAUGGACGGGCAGAAAAAAAAGAGUAUUCUGGUAGUGUUGAUGAGGCAGUCCAGCUAUUAGGAAGUAAAAUUGAGCAUUUUAAAUUUCAUGUGUUUGUUAAGAGAGAACAGUCGAAAUAUUUUGAAAAACUUAAGGCUGAAGUGACCGAUGAAAAAGUUGUGUGUCAAGUUGAUUUCGCCGAAAAUUAUGGAAUGAAGGAGC
Molecule: messenger RNA, 322 nt
Organism: Didymodactylos carnosus
Lineage: Eukaryota; Metazoa; Rotifera; Eurotatoria; Philodinida; Philodinidae
Source: the annotation of a GenBank genome assembly